AUGGCAUGGAAUGAAAGCAGUCAAAGGAUACUUGCUUCCUGGGACCUGGAGACACAGACAUACACGGUCCUUCCCAUGGAGAACAUGUCAAUAUUGCCCCAGGAAAGCUCCCUGGCACCGUCAGAGAAAGCUGUUGACUCCCCCCAUCCAGUCUGGGCUGCUCUUGAUAUCCUGUGCAUAGCCAUCUUUGGAGUGACAUUCAUCCUAGGCACGGUAGGCAAUGCUCUUGUCAUCUGGGUAGCUGGUUUCCGUAUGCCUUGUACUGUCAGCACUGUGUGGUUCAUCAAUCUUGCUAUUGCUGACUUUGCUUUCUGCCUCUCCCUGCCCCUCAACAUGACCUUUGUAAUUCUACAGAGACACUGGCCUUUUGGUCGGGUUCUCUGCAAACUCCAUGGUUCCGUGAACAACCUUAACCUUUUUGCCAGUGUCUUCCUAGUGUCCCUGUUUUCUGUGGACCGCUGUGUCACCGUCCUUUGGCCUCUUUGGGCCAGGAAGCACCGAAGGCCAUGCCUGGCAGCCUUGGGGGCUUUGGGGGCCUGGCUCAUGGCUCUUGCCUUCUGUGGCAUCUCGCUGAUGAUCAAGGACACAAUUACAUACCAUGGUGUCACCUACUGCUACAAUAACUAUGAUAUCUGGAAUGAAACCCACGGAAACCAUGAGCUGUGGAAGCAGAUUGCCAUCCCUCGGUACCAUGCCUUUAUCAUCAUCCGUUCGUUAUGUGGCUUUGUGGGGCCAAUGGUUAUCAUUGGGAUCUGCUAUGGCCUGAUAAGUGCCAAGCUUUGGUGGAAUCAUUAUACAUCGUCCAGCCAGCCCUUUCGGAUCCUCAUAGCUGUAGUCAUUGCUUUCUUCCUCUGCUGGCUGCCCUUUAAUGUACUCCAGUGGUUAGAAUUUGUCUCCUCUUUGAAGAAUUAUCAGGUCCUCUCUACCACUGUUCAACGCCUGGGCCCAAUAGUCACCUCUCUGGCCUUUGUGAACAGCUGUCUCAACCCGGUGCUUUAUGUUUUCAUUGGACGUGAUUUUCGUGAGCAGUUGCUCCGCUCUCUGCCAGCUAUCCUGAAACGAGCCUUGACUGAGGAGCCACAGAGCAAGGAACAUCCGUACAGCAAAUCACAAGAUGUAAACUUAUCUCCACCUCAUCUUUAUUCAUAG
This is a messenger RNA of Gracilinanus agilis (Agile Gracile Mouse Opossum), 1149 nucleotides long. Its product is annotated as N-formyl peptide receptor 2-like. Lineage: Eukaryota; Metazoa; Chordata; Mammalia; Didelphimorphia; Didelphidae. The transcript is spliced from 2 exons. The record is from RefSeq and is a predicted model, not a curated record. Gene Ontology annotation, biological process: complement receptor mediated signaling pathway; positive regulation of cytosolic calcium ion concentration; inflammatory response. Bases 1 to 1149 code for a protein of 382 amino acids. Gene Ontology annotation, molecular function: N-formyl peptide receptor activity; complement receptor activity. Gene Ontology annotation, cellular component: plasma membrane.